GCGUCUUACAAGCCUCGUGGGAUUUGAACAGUCAGUAUUUUCGGGUCAGUGUAGAAGUCGGAGGAGAGACCGUGUCUUCUUAUUUAUUUUAUUUUCCGAGAUAAUUAGUUACAAUGGAAGAAGACACAGAAUACCUCAAGCUUCCCCUGGAGGACAGGUGUAUCCACAAGCUCUGGAAGGCACGAUUGAGUGGAUAUGAAGAAUGCACAAAGCACUUCCCAAAGAUUGUGGAUGAACGGUCCCCAGAAUUCAACAAAUUUGCUCCUCUUAUGAAAAAAUUUGUAACAGAUAGCAAUGCAGUUGCACAAGAGAAAGCAUUGGAAGCUGUACUGGCAUUUGUGGAAAAUGCACAUGUGGCUGGGAGGACGACAGCAGAUGUUACAAAUGGAAUUGUUCAGAAGUGUUUAGCGGCACCAAAACGUGGUACACAGGAAAAAGCAUUGGAGGUGAUUCUCAUGUACUGUGAAAUUGAGAAAUAUGAAGUGGUUCAAGAGGAACUGAUGAAAGGUUUUACACAGAAGAAUCCUAAAGUUGUUGCUGCAUCUGUACGAGCAAUAACAACAGCUUUGAGAGAAUUUGGCCCAAAGGUUAUGAAUCCUAAGCCACUAAUAAAGCAGAUGCAUACACUUCUGGAAGACAGGGACAAAAAUGUACGUGAGGAGAGCAAAAAGAUGGUCAUUGAGAUGUAUAGGUGGAUUCGACAGGCCCUCAAGCCACAGAUGUCUUCCUUGAAACCAGUGCAGAUCCAAGAACUGGAAGCAGAAUUUGACAAGCUUGGCAAUGAGAAGGUGGUCCAAACACGCUUCUUACGUUCACAGCAGGACCUAAAGGCUAAAAUGGAAGCUCAAGGAGAUGAAGAGGAAGAGGAAGAUGAAGAGGUAGAAGCAGAUGCCCCAGAACUGGAUCCAUAUGAGUUCCUAGAGCCAGUCGACAUCCUCUCAAAACUUCCUAAAGAUUUCUAUGAAAAGGCUGAAGCUACAAAAUGGAAGGAUCGCAAAGAAGCAGUAGACCUUCUCUUGCCACUGACCCAGAGUCCAAAAUUAGAGAGUGGAGAUUACCAUGAUCUUAUGAAGAUUCUUAAAAAGAUUAUUGGGAAGGACACCAAUGUAAUGAUUGUAGCAGUGGCUGCCCAGUGCUUGACAGGAUUGGCCAAGGGUUUGAAGAAGAAGUUUUCGCCUUUUGCCUUAUCCUUCACAGAAACCAUUUUAGAGAAAUUCAAGGAGAAAAAGGUCAACGUUGUCACAGCUCUGAGGGAUACUAUUGAUGCAGUUUUCCAGGCAACUAAUAUUGAAGCUAUCCAAGAGACUGUUAGUGGUGCUUUGGCAAAUAAGAAUCCUCAAGUGAAGGCAGAGACUGCAGCCUUCUUGUCUCGUGCAUUUUGUUACUGCACUCCAACAGUCUUUAAUAAGAAGCUGUUGAAAGUAUAUGUUGCAGAUCUUGUAAAAACACUCAAUGAAUCAGAUCCAACUGUCCGUGAUAAUUCAGCAAUGGCUCUUGGUGUAAUGUUGAAAGUUGUUGGUGAGAAGCAGUUGAUGGUAUUCAUCGGAGAAGUGGAUAACCUCAAGAUGCAGAAGAUUAAAGAAGCAGCUGAUAAGGCCGAGCUAAAGGUCAAAAUCUCGGCCCCCAAGGCAAAGAAACCAGCACCAAAGAAAGAGGCACCUCCACCGGCAGCUGAGCCUCCCCCUUCAACUACAGCUCCCCCGAGGAAAGUGGUGAAAGCUGGUGUCAAACCAGGAGCCUCAUCAGCAGGGCCGGCCAAAGGAAAAAAACUCAUAGAGGAAUGCACAGAAGCAGAGCUGUCAAUAGAAGAUGCUGUUGAAAAAGCAAGUGAAGUCUUGCCUGAGGAUGUUGUCAGUGGAGUUACAGAUGCCAAUUGGAAGACCAGAUUGGCUGCUGUUGAAUCCUUUGGCAAUACUAUCCAGACACUUGAUCGGAGUGAAAUCCCAUGCCAGGCAUUAGUAAGAGUUCUGGCACAAAAGCCAGGCUUCAAGGACAACAAUUUCCAGGUUCUCAAACUCAGACUAGAAGCUCUCAAAACCCUUGCUGAGAACUCAGACUUUACCCGACGCUCUGGAGAAGUGUGCAUCCAAGAUCUUGUGGAGAAACUAGGCGAUCCAAAGAAUGGUUCUUUGUGUGGAGAGGUUCUGAUGACCAUAGCAGAGGCUGCCAAGCUACAGUGGGUUGGUCCUGAGGUCAUGACCAGAGCCUUUGAACAGAAGAGUCCAAAGAUUCAGGAAAUGGCACUGAAAUGGUUAUCAGAUGCCAUCACAGACUUUGGAUUUGUACUACAACCAAAAGCUCUUAUUGGUGACAUUAAGAAGGCCUUAGCACAUACCAACCCUGGUGUGAGAACUGCAGGAAUCUCCCUGUGUGGUACUAUAUACCUUUACAUGGGAGCUACGCUUAGGGUCUUCUUUGAAGAUGAGAAGCCAGCACUAUUGCAGCAGAUUGAUUCAGAAUUUGAGAAGUUGAAUGGCACAAGUCCUCCAGCUCCUACGAGAGGCCUUAACCGGGGCAGCAGUACAGAAAUCAGGUCCAGCGGUCAUCAAUGUUCAAGAUCUUGUACCCCGAACUAAUAUCAGCGAUCAGCUAACAUCCUCCCUUUUUACAGAUUUAUCUGAUAAAAAUUGGAAGGUGAGAAAUGAAGCUCUACAGAAGGUUUCCAACAUUAUCUCAGAGGCCAAAUUCAUUAAGGGUGACAUUGGGGAACUACCUACUGCUCUCUGUGCUCGAAUGAUGGACACUAACAAAAAUUUGGCUCUGGAAGCACUGAGAUUAACUGCCUCUCUCUCUGCUGCCCUUGGACCAAAUUGCAAGCCGCAUACAAGGAACAUUGUGCCAGGAAUGUUAGCUGCUCUUGGAGACAGCAAGCAAAAUAUUCGUCAGCAGGCCUUGAGCACUCUUAACUCAUGGGUGGAGCAAACAGGCCUGAAAGAAACAGUUGAUGGUGAAAUAUUUUCUGAUGCCUUGAAGUCGGGCUCUCCCUUCCUCAAGUCUGAGUUGUUCUUGUGGUUGGCAGAGAAACUGAAAGAUGCACCCCCAAAAUCUGUCAACAAAGAAGAGUUACAUGCAUGCACACAGUACCUGUUCAUGGCCCUGGAAGAUCGUAAUGCUGAUGUCCGGAAAGGUGCUAAUGAGGCUGUUUUGCCGUUCAUGAUACAUUUGGGAUAUGAUGGAAUGGUGAAACAUACCAACAAAGUCAAGCCUUCAUCAAAGAACACUGUGAUGCAAGCUUUAGAGGCAGCUGCUGGUGGAGGAACUGGCCGAGGGGCUGCAGGAGCCGUUGCGGAAAGGCCUCAGGCAAGUGCCCCAGCUGCAGGCAGGGGAGCUGCUGCAGGAGUCAAAAAGGGCCUGAGGGCUCCAUCAGCAACACGCACUUAUGAGCGGUAUUGGGGUUCUGGAUCAAGCCGCAAAGACCAGGAAGAGGUCGACACAUCGCCACUCCUCCAGGUGAAUAACCUAAAGCAGCAACGUGCUUCAGAUGAGCAGAGGCUUAGGGUCCUGCGCUGGGACUUCACAACCCCUCGGCAGGAGUUCAUCACCCAGUUGAAGGAUCAGAUGACGGCAGCAGGACUUAACAGACAGCUGAUGUCAAACAUGUUUCAUCAGGAUUUCAAAUUCCAUAUCAAGGCUAUUGAUGCUUUGAAUGAGGACCUCAACUCAAACCUCCCAGCUUGCAUUGCCAAUCUGGAUUUGGUAUUGAAGUGGUUAACUAUCCGGUUCUUCGACACUAACCCAUCGGUGAUCAUGAAGGCGAUGGAUUACCUGCAGCAGGUGUUCCAGUGCGUGUCAGAAGAAGGCUAUCACCUCCUUGACCUUGAAGCUUAUUCCUUCUUGCCUUUCUUAGUUACCAAGUUUGGUGACCCUAAGGAUGCUAUUAGAGGUCCUGCAAGAAAUAUUGCAAAGUUGAUUUGCAAUAUAUACCCAGCAAGCAAAGUUUCUCCAUACAUGAUGGAUGGUCUUAAAGCAAAGAAUGCAAGGCAGAGAGCAGAAUGCUUGGAGGCCAUGGGCAACUUGAUAGAAGUGUAUGGAAUGUCAGUGUGUCAACCAUCUCCUGGUGUAGCACUGAAAGAAAUAGCCAAACAAAUUGCUGAUCGAGAUAACUCCGUCAGAAAUGCUGCUCUCAAUGCCCUGGUGCAGGUGUAUUUCCGUGAAGGUGAAAAGGUUUUCAAACUUGUAGGAAAUCUGUCGGACAAAGAUAUGAGCUUACUUGAAGAGCGUAUCAAACGUGCUGCCAAGAACAGACCAGUUAUUAAGAAGCCACCUGUUGAACCAGAAGUGCCCACUGUCAGAAGUGGUGGAGCGAGUGGCCGAGCCAAUCGUGUCAUCCCAACCCCAGCUCAGCCAGCACCAGUGCUUACGAGAGAGAGAGAAGGUGCUGAUGGAGCAACAGGAGGAGAACAGAGCAGUCUUCUGAAGAGAAUGCAGAGGGAUCCCAGCUGGAGUCUAGAGUCAGUAGAUAGAAGCCAGGAAGAUCUAAAUUGGUCACCUCUUGUGCACCACAAACCACCUCGCUAUGCAUCAGCUGCAGCUAUGAGUAGCAUAAGCAGCCUCAGUAGCAUGAGCAACAUAAGUAUGGGCAGCAUAAACAACUCUGGUUCCAAUAUGAUGGUCAACAAGCGUCCAAGCAAGCCUACGAGUAGCCGGCUGAAUGGAGAUUGGCCUCUGCCUCCCUUGCGAACGCGACCAGUUAGCAUGGUGACACUGGAACAUGCAAGACGCAUUUCCCGUUCACUCUCCUUUGUUCUGGGCGAACCUGAUGAAGACAGUCAGAUGGAAGAGAAAUCCUCUACACGCAAGGGAGUCUCUCAUACACUGCCUCCUCUUUCUCCUGACAUGCCUCCUCUUCUCACCAGAACUGUCACUUCACCUCACUUCUCUGGGUGCCCUUCUCAAGCUUCUACAUGAGAGUGUGGGAAGUGGAGGAGGAUGCAAGUUUACAGAACUUGUGAUGAAGUGUAACUGGAAAGUUAUUCGCAUUCUACCAACACAGGACCCUUGGCUUCCAUCCAAGUACCAGACACAGCCAACUUCAACAUGAAUGAGCUUGUAGCUCAAUUCAAGUCUAUUGCUGCCCGUGCCGGCUUUGACAACACCUAUAUUGAUACUGCAGUGAGAGACAUAUGCAGCGCUGAAAAUAAGGGCUCAGGUGAACGACUUGACAUCUCAGAAUAUAUCAAGACAUUGUCAUCUGACUAUGGAAUAGAACAGAACAAGGAACAGUUCAGUUCUCAUGAUCAGUGAGCAGUUGGUGUCUUUUAGUUCUAGCACAAAAAUAGGGAAAGAAAAAGGAACUGUUGGAAAAUGACGACUUUUGAUUACCUUCCACCUUUUUUAAAAAUUUUAUACCAUCUCUGAAACAGCUUACACUUUAAUUCUUGUUAUGAAGUGGUUUAGAAAGAUUUGCUGAACCCCGAUGAGUGACUGUGACGCUGUUAGGUUAAGGCCCAGUAAAUCUAUUGACAGGAUAAGGAUUCUUACAUGAACAAUUGCGAGAGAUGAAGUAUAACACCUUUUUACUGUGUAUUUUCUUUUAAAAUGAGGAUUGUAUCACUUCUUAAUUCAUGGUGCAUAUAUUACAAAAGUUAUCUGCAGACACUCAAAUGCAUGUAGUUUAAUUCCUUAGGACUGCAUGUUCAUUCCAUCUCGUACUUGUUCAUGCUAUGUUCAAGGUAUUUAUGGCUAGCUGUUAUAAGACAUGGAAAUUAGCAAACCAAUUUUUUUUCUUGUGUAACUAAGUUUUGAGGUAAAAGAGAAUCCACAGAGAUGGUUUAUUCUCCCAAAGAAUCUUUAUACAUACACAUACAGUAUAUCUGUGGCUGCUUUAGUUGGUAAUCUGAUCUAGGAACCCAGUGAUUAAUUAUAUUCUUAUUGUUAGGUUGGUUAAAAAACUAUAUAUAUAUGAUUAUAUCUUCCA
Messenger RNA from Penaeus monodon (black tiger shrimp), 5917 nucleotides. RefSeq names its product cytoskeleton-associated protein 5-like (gene msps). NCBI's taxonomy places the organism in Eukaryota, Metazoa, Arthropoda, Malacostraca, Decapoda, Penaeidae. The record is from RefSeq and is a predicted model, not a curated record. Gene Ontology annotation, cellular component: centrosome; spindle pole; microtubule plus-end. Gene Ontology annotation, molecular function: microtubule plus end polymerase activity; microtubule plus-end binding. Gene Ontology annotation, biological process: mitotic spindle organization; microtubule polymerization; establishment or maintenance of microtubule cytoskeleton polarity.